Ectocarpus sp. CCAP 1310/34 is the source of this 1853-nucleotide messenger RNA. The record is from the annotation of a GenBank genome assembly. Lineage: Eukaryota; Phaeophyceae; Ectocarpales; Ectocarpaceae.
AUGUCAGGUCGCAAAAAUGGGGGUGACUCCUCCAGCGACUCUGCGGCGGAAGACAGAAAGAGGUCAAGAGAAGAGCUCGUGGUCCUGAGGACGCAAGUUAGCUCGCUGACGGAUCAGAUGAGCCAGCUAAUGUCGCUAGUGGAAGAUACCAUGAAGGCAAGCAAGAAGGAGGAGCCAGCUGGCACCAUGGAGGGUGCCGCUGAUCGCGGCGAUGCUAGGGAGAGCGCCGCCGCGGAGUCCACGAACGCCGAAGGAGGGGCACCGUGGACCGGGAGUGCGCAGGACGGGAGGUACCUGCGCGAACCUGUUCGAGAGUCUGGCCCGUCAGGGCGACACAGCGGCGAAGCAAGGAGCGUUGUCGCCCAAGAGGUGAGAGUAGCCGCUGCUCACAAUCAAGAUUAUAGUAGUGCCAUGGGAGAUGGUGGUGCUGCUGUUGGCUUGGGAUACGGAGCCACAACCCCAGCGACGGGGUACCAAAGUGUGCGGUACACUUCUCCUCCGUUCAGCGGGAAAUCGAAAGGUUUCAAAGAAUGGCUAAAUGAUUUCCGCAUGGCAGCUAAUGGCGCAAACCUGUUGGGACAAUUUGAAGAGAGCGGGAGCUUAGAGAUCCCCGUCAACAGCGGAAAUAGCAAGUUUUCGCUGUCACAGCAGCACCGGAGCGAGCAAGUAGAGCUCGCAUUCCACGCGUGGAACUUCCUGUCCCACGCGUUAAAAGAAAAAUAUCGGGAAAUCAUGAAGAGGGCAGAGACGCCCCAGGGAGCUCUUCGUGAGCUCAAGACCAUACACGACCCUGAAUCAUCUGUACAGCCGUCAGAGGACCUCAAGUCCCUGACGUCGACCAAGAUCUCUAGAGGUGAAAACCCCCAAAACGACCUCAAUGAAAUGCUCCAAACCGCAAAGUCCUUAACCGAGAAAGGACUAACUGUCAACGAAACGUUCGUCGUUCACCUCUUCCUGGAUGCCCUUUCAAACGAGUAUGCUGUGACAAAGCACAACCUACGACACGCGAAGGAGUUGACGCGGACCGGUGUGCUAAAGGAAGUAAUCAUCGAAUACAAGGCGAUCAAGGACAAGCUGGAGCAGGGGAAAGGAAAUGGGGCGAAGGGCGCAGAGCAAGCGUACUUCGCCGACGGUGAGGGCCGCAAGGAGCGGUACUCAAGUAGGAGUCAGGGGCAAGGUCGUGGUCGUGGCGGCGGCCGUGGCCGCAGCAGCAGUCGAGGCCGCGGCGGAGGCGGUCGCGGCGGCGGCGGGGGCGGUCGCGGCGGCCGCUCAGGCGGAUCCGGAGGAGUCGAGGAGAGCAAGGGAAGCAGCAGUGGAGGCGCCGAUGACGGCGGUGGCGGGGACUAUAAGUUCCCGGGCCGGUGCUUUAGGUGUGGACAUCGUGGACAUCAAGCGAUCGGCUGCACUACCGACGAGAAGGACUUCGUGCCGUGGUGUGCGCGCUGCGAGGGGUGGGGCCACACCAAAGAAAAGUGUGCGACGGAGGAGGCCGUUCUAGCGCAAGUGGUGGAGCAUGAGAGCGACGUGGACCCCGUGGAAAACCAGGCGCUUUGUGCCGUGGCAGUCCCCCCAGGCAAGUGUGGUACCGUUGGUGAAGUAGGUCUAGUGGGGGUUGUAGAACAAGGCCAGGCGGUGUACGUGGCCGACACAGCGGCCACGUGCUCCAUGUUUCGGAUGUGCAGACAACUUCGUGGACUACCGUGAGCGUAGCGGUCGGGUGAAGGGGAUCGGAGGCGACAAGGCCCCCGUUCCUCUUCUAGGAUACGGAGAUGUGACCUUAGUCCUACAGACGGAAGAUGGUGGAGUACCCGUACCAGUACUGAAUGCUGCCCAUGUACCAGAGGCCCCCUACA